AUGUCUCUGGAUCCACCCACUUAUCUCUAUUCGUUGAUGAACAACAUUCGCCAACGACCAAUACCUUGGGAUGGCGCUGUACGAGCUGGCACAAUCACCGAGGAUCAAUUGAGCAAGAUUCGAGCCGUUGACAAAGUAAGAAAGGAGCAAAGGAAGGAGAACGUAGAGAAAGAUCCGGAUGCGUAUAGAACGCUUUUUGUUGGUUCGGAAGAAGAAUCGAGCGUCUUGGAAUCGGCGACGAGAGCAAAGCGCCCGGAUGUUGUUCAGUAUAUGUUGGUCUUGUUGGGCGAUUUACUUGAUGGCAUUCCAACGUUAUCAAAGACUCUUUCGGAACACGAUGAUCCGUACAGACCCUUCCUCCCACUACUUGGCCAAUCCAAUGAACUCGAAAGCCCCAUACCCUUACUCGCCUCUACGGUUCUCACAAGCAUAAUAUCAGGCUCCAAAGAUGCAUCCAAGAAUGCAUUGGAAGCAAUGCCAAAACUGUUCCACUAUCUAUCAACACUGGCAAAGAGCUCAGACGGUGGUUUACAAGAUAUAGCAGUUUUACAAUACUCAUCAUUGUUACAAGGUAAGAAAUCGAGAGAGCUAUUCUGGGAUCAGAGGUCGGAGACAAUCGAGCCCUUAGUUGCCAUCUUAAAACUAGCCGCAGGGGUUGCCAAUGGCGAUUCUGCGUCAACAUUAUGGAGUGGGGCUGCAAGUAUUCGAAGCGGACCCGAAGGGACAUUAGGUGGCGGAGUUGGCCUACAAUUGCUCUAUCACAUACUUCUGGUUUUGUGGCAGUUGAGCUUCGAGGGUGCUGCGAUGGGAGAGGGACUCGAGGACGAGUACGAUAUCAUUCCACUGUAUACGCAACUUCUGAGGUUGUCGCCAAAAGAAAAGACAACUCGGUUGUUAAUAUCUUCUCUGUACAACCUCCUCUCUUCGAACCAGAGCUCAUUGCUCCCUGUGGCAGUCUUUGCACGUCUCCCAGCUCUUCUACAGAAUCUGAAUGGACGUCAUCUCACAGACGAGGAUCUUUUGGAGGAUCUUAAGAAAGUGAGCGAACUACUAGAGGAGCACACAAAGACUCAAACCACUUUCGACGAAUACGCUGCAGAGGUCCAUUCGGGCCACCUACGCUGGUCACCGCCCCAUCGAAAUCAAAUAUUUUGGGCCGAGAACGCUCGCAAAAUUCUCGAUUACGAGCAAGGCGAGUUAUGCAAGAAGCUUGCAGAGAUUAUGAGUAAGCCUUGGGAGAAUGACAAACAAGUUCUUGCUAUUGCAUGCAAUGAUGUCGGGUACUUGGUUAAAGAGGUUCCAGAGAAGAGGUAUCAGUUAGAAAGACUGGGCCUCAAAACUAGAGUUAUGGAAUUGAUGACGGAGCCUGAUGAGACAGUGAGAUGGGAGAGUUUAAAUGCUCUUUCGGGGUGGUUGAGAUACAGUUUUGAGACGAAGUGA
This is a messenger RNA of Sclerotinia borealis F-4128, 1440 nucleotides long. NCBI's taxonomy places the organism in Eukaryota, Fungi, Ascomycota, Leotiomycetes, Helotiales, Sclerotiniaceae. The record is from the annotation of a GenBank genome assembly.